Molecule: messenger RNA, 1128 nt
Organism: Encephalitozoon romaleae SJ-2008
Lineage: Eukaryota; Fungi; Microsporidia; Unikaryonidae
Product: actin
Exons: 1
Coding region: 1-1128 (375 amino acids)
Source: RefSeq, a predicted model, not a curated record
AUGUCAGAAAUAGUUCAGGCACUUGUCAUUGAUAUUGGAUCUGGAGUAGUGAAGUCUGGUUUUGCAGGUGACGAUGCGCCAAGGGCUGUGUUUCCUAGUAUAGUAGGGUCUCCUAAGCACAAAGGAGUGAUGGUUGGAAUGGGGCAGAAGGAUGCCUAUGUAGGAGACGAGGCACAAACGAAGAGAGGGAUUCUUCAUAUCAAGUACCCUAUUGAACACGGAAUUGUAAACAACUGGGACGACAUGGAGAAGAUAUGGCACCACACGUUUUACAAUGAGCUAAGGGUUGCACCUGAAGAGCACCCUGUUCUUCUUACUGAAGCACCACUUAACCCAAAGGCCAACAGGGAGAAAAUAACUCAGAUUAUGUUUGAGACUUUCAAUGUACCAUCAUUUUAUAUUUCUAUCCAAGCUGUUUUGUCUCUCUAUGCGAGUGGAAGGACAACGGGGAUAGUGUUUGACUCUGGAGAUGGUGUGUCUCACGUUGUGCCUAUUUAUGAGGGUUAUUCUCUCCCAUAUGCAAUCAACAGAAUUGAUCUUGCUGGAAGGGACCUGACCGAUUACCUACAGCUCAUCCUUACUGAAAGUGGAAACUCAUUUACAACGACUGCUGAGAGAGAGAUAGUCAGAGAUAUCAAAGAGAAGCUUUGUUAUGUAUCUCUGAACUAUGAGGAGGAUAUGAGGAACACAGAGCAUUUGGCUUCGAUCACAAAGACCUACGAGAUGCCUGAUGGGCAGGUGAUUUCCAUAGGUAAUGAAAGAUUCCGAGCGCCUGAGCUGUUGUUCCAGCCCAAGCUCAGAGGCCUCGAAUUGAAGGGAGUCCAUCAGAACAUCUAUGAUUCUAUUAUGAAAUGUGAUGUUGAUAUCAGAAAGGAGCUUUAUGGGAACAUUGUUCUUUCUGGGGGUACUACGAUGUAUCCUGGGCUUGCUGAGAGGAUUCUUAAUGAAAUCAAAGCUCUUGCACCCCCAGUGAUCAAGAUUGGAGUAGUUGCACCUCCCGAGAGGAAAUACAGUGUAUGGAUUGGGGGAUCUAUUCUGGCAUCCCUGUCUACUUUCCAACAGAUGUGGGUUUCCAAGGCUGAAUAUCAAGAGCACGGGCCAUCUAUUGUCCACAGGAAGUGCUUCUGA